Molecule: messenger RNA, 6249 nt
Organism: Pecten maximus
Lineage: Eukaryota; Metazoa; Mollusca; Bivalvia; Pectinida; Pectinidae
Product: alpha-mannosidase 2x-like
Exons: 5
Coding region: 309-3542 (1077 amino acids)
Biological process (GO): protein deglycosylation; N-glycan processing; mannose metabolic process
Cellular component (GO): Golgi membrane
Molecular function (GO): alpha-mannosidase activity; carbohydrate binding
Source: RefSeq, a predicted model, not a curated record
CGCUAUUACGCUAUACCGGAACUGAAGCAGAAGACUCAGGUGAAAAACACACAGAGUGGUAACAGUUGAAUGUGGACCAGGAAGGAUAUCAUCAUCCACUACAUCGGAUCUCCAAGACGCUGGUGGAGAUGUGUAUUAAAAAGUGGUUUGUGAUUGGCUGACAUUUAUCCCUUUAUUCGCCACAUGUUGAUAUGGAAACACAACUCUAACAGGAAUGAAAAAGAAAAUGGCACAAAGGAUACACUGUAUAAGGAUUGAGCUGUACAUUGGUGCCCGACUGUUGGUUGAUAUGGAAACAUGAGUGCGGGAUGAAGUUCCAACAACGCUUGUUGAUCGUGGCUGGCCUUGGCCUGGUUGCCGUGGUCGGCCUGGUUGUCCUCGGCAACCCACAGCUCAUGGCUAUCCUUGACAACCUGGGUCAGAGCAAUCGUCCCCUCUUCCGGGAAUCACCGUACCAUGGCCGUGUGUUGCGGUCCGUGUCCCCCGAAGUCUGCCAAGGCAUGGGUACAGUUAAACCCACAACCACCAUCACCACGCAGGCAUUGAAAAACCUCACCACCUACGCCAUGAAAAGCAACGGCCAGUAUAUAAUUCCAACAGACACAACAAUAGACUCUAAAGAGCCACUGACAGUUAUCGUGGUGCCGCACAGCCACAACGACCCCGGGUGGCAACGCACUGUGGAGGAGUACUAUGUCGUCUCGACCAAAAAUAUUCUCAACAACAUGGUGGCUAAACUAAGGAUUUACCCGAAUAUGACCUUCGUCUGGGCAGAGACGGUGUUUCUGAGUAUGUGGUGGAAUGAGCUGGACGACGACGUCAAGGCUCAGGUUCGCCGCCUCGUGAGACGCGGCCAGCUAGAGAUCGUCCUCGGUGGCUGGGUGAUGCCAGAUGAGGCCAGCACACAUUACUAUUCAGUCAUUGACCAGCUAAUGGAAGGCCACCAGUGGCUUGAGGAAAAUCUCCAUACCAAACCAGUAAACAGCUGGUCAAUCGACCCGUUCGGACAUUCCGGUACAAUGCCGUAUUUGUGGAAAAGUGCAGGUCUUGAAAACAUGGUUAUUCAGCGCAUACACCAAUCUACAAAGGCCGCCCUAGCGAGGAAUAAAAGUUUAGAAUUUAACUGGCGUCAGGCGUGGGACCCCACCGGGCACACAGACAUCCUGUGUCACACCAUGCCGUAUAUGUUGUACGGCACCAAACAUACCUGUGGUCCCAGCCCCGAUGUCUGUCUGAUGUUCGAUUUCUGGCAGACUGACAGUGACAACCGGCGAUCCUUCUCAAAACCUGUCACUGUAACAAACGUAGAGAUUCUGGCUUCAGCUCUUUAUAGACAGUAUAAAUCUAAGGCCAGUUUGUAUCGGUACAACACCAUUCUUGUUCCACUGGGUGACGAUUUCCGGUAUGACAGAGAAUCGGAGUGGGACCAGCAGUUCCAAAAUUACGAUAUGCUUAUGCAGUACAUGAACUCAAAAGAGGACUGGAAUGUCAAUAUUAAAUUUGGAACACUGUCCGAUUACUUCAACGCUGUGCGGAAAUCUGAAGAAAUAUUUAAACAGAAAAAUUCAAAGGAACGAUUCCCUUCCCUUAGCGGUGAUUUCUUUCCAUAUUCUGAUAAAAAUAAUGCAUAUUGGUCAGGAUAUUAUACAACCCGACCGUUCGAUAAAAAGUUCUCAAGGGAUGUUCAGGCAAAUCUGAGGGCGGCAGAAAUAUUGUAUACACUUACAAUAGCUUAUAUGAAAAAGUGGAAUCUACCGUUUAAAUUUUAUCAUGAGACUGCAACACAUUUACAACAAGCUCGGCGAAACCUGGGUGUGUUUCUUCACCAUGAUGCCAUCACUGGUACAUCCAAGUCUUACGUUGUAGAGGACUUCGAGCGCCUACUAAAUGCAGCAUAUAACAGUACUCAGAAAGUUUUGACGAUUGCGACACAAACACUAUUGACUGAGGGCCGAUUAGAUACACCUCUAAUCAUUAGUCCAACUCUAACAUACAGUGACCAUCGGUCACUCCCUCGUAAACAGGUGAUCGUUGUUGUCGAGUUCGGUAGCAAGGUCAUGCUGUACAAUCCCUCCAUGCAUGAGCGGUCAGAGAUGUGGACAUUACUGGUAAAUACUGAUCACCUUGUUGUUCAUGACUCGGACAACCAAAUUAUACCCCACCAGAUCAACCCUGUCUGGGACACUAAGGUCGCUGUACAUGAACGUGUUUUCGAGAUAGUAUUUCUCAAAAAGUUAUCUCCCUUGUCAAUAGAAACUGUUUUGCUGUAUAAAGAAGACAAAGUAACAAAAGGGAAUUCCUUCCCCGCGGAGAUCACCAUCUAUAAUACAAAACAACUAUCUGUACCACCAUAUACUCGCUUCUAUCAGAACAGGCCUCGUGACUCGAAACAUUUCCAUGGACCUAUAGUAUUGGAAAAUGAUUUUUUACGGGCAGAAUUUAGUCCCAAGGAUGGGAUGCUUAAACAAAUAGAGAAUAAAGCAACUGGAAACAUGACAGAUGUACAACUUGAGUUUCUACAAUACACUUCACAAGGUAGUGGUGCAUACCUUUUCUACCCUACAUCAGAGGGGGCUCAGCCAUCACUGAAGGGCACUCCUGUUGUCAGGGUAACCCGAGGGCCGAUCAUGUCUCAAGUGGAAGUUAUAUACCGUCACAUCCGGCACCUCGUUCAAAUCUACCACCACCCUGGGCCACAAGGCCGAGGUCUUCAUAUAGAGAACCUCAUCAACAUGUACGCACAGGAGCUCCACGAUCGGGAGAUCAUAAUGAGGUUUAACACCAACAUCAAAAAUCCAGAUUUGUCGUACUAUACAGAUGAGAACGGCUUCCAGCUGAUUGGUCGUUCCACAGACACCAAGCUCCGUAUAGAGGCCAACUACUACCCAAUGACAAGUAUGGCGAUACUAGAGGACCAACUUAGUCGUCUAACAUUACACUCGGUCCAACCACACGGUGUGGCUGGGCUUCAACAGGGCCAACUUGAGAUCAUGCUGGAAAGACAGUUACUGUACGACGAUGAGCGGGGCCUCGGGGAGGGCGUGGAAGACAAUAAACUCACACUCAGUAGGUUUGUUUUACAAAUUGAACAUUUUACUGAACCACACUCAGCAAAGCCAGGGGUGACAACCUUCCCCUCUCUGCUGGCAUUAUCUAUAGGGGAGGCCCUACAACAGCCUAUUGUGACUAUGUACACGCAUGUAAACACUGACAUUAUGGCCCGAGUGUUCACACCCUCCCAGGGCCCCCUUCCAUGUGAUAUAACACUAGUUAGUCUUCGAAAUCUUGUUAACGAGGUUCUGGACUACCAAGGCACAAGUUUAGUGAUGCAUCGUCGUGGAUACCUGUGUUCCCUUCCCUCGGAUGGCACAGAGUGUUCUCUGGCUUCUAAUGUGACAAUUAGUUCACUUUUCAAAGAUUUACCUGUGAACGGUGUAAGGGAGACAACUCUUACUCAUAUGUAUGAGAAGAGAACAUGGAGCCCACAUUCCCAACUUGCUAUACCUCCAAUGGAGAUAUCUUCCUAUAAAUUGACCUUGUGACCUUGAUUUGGUACACAACAUUAAUCAAGCCAUUCCAGUUCAUCAAACAAGCAAUAGAUUUUUAUCAAUAUAGAUCAUAAGAAAUAUACAUGAAUUAUCAUAUAGACAAGCGUUUUUAAGUUUUAAGGGCUGAAGGGCCUAGUGAACUAAUCGUGUGAUGCUCCGUCUGUCUGUACGUUCACCUGAAGGGCCAAAUAUAAACUAGUGGUGUGAUGCUCCGUCUGUCUGUACGUUCACCUGAAGGGCCAAAUAUAAACUAGUGGUGUGAUGCUCCGUCUGUCUGUACGUUCACCUGAAGGGCCAAAUAUAAACUAGUGGUGUGAUGCUCCGUCUGUCUGUACGUUCACCUGAAGGGCCAAAUAUAAACUAGUGGUGUGAUGCUCCGUCUGUCUGUACGUUCACCUGAAGGGCCAAAUAUAAACUAGUGGUGUGAUGCUCCGUCAGUUUGUCCAUGUCAUCAGCAUUUCUUCAAAAAAACAACUGAAGGAAUUAUUGCUAAAAGAGGAUGCUAAUUGCAAAGUGAUGGAGGUCAAAGGGGGAAAUAACCUUUUUUUUUAAAUCCUUUCUCCUCGAUAUAGGUAAAUCAUAUUUUAACUGAUACAUAUAGCUAAUUUGGACAGGAGCAUCUUCGGGCCCAGAUGGUACUCUACAUUAAAAAGGGUGGAGUGGUAUGUUUUUGUUGACAUCUUUACAUUAGAAAAUAAGGUGAGUUAUUACGCCUCCCUGGGUCUAUUGAACUAGUUUUGAAAUGCCAAAAUAAAGACUGCAAAUAUUUAGGAAAAGAAUUGGCAUAAUACAUUUCAUGUUUCCUUAUGCAGUUUAUAGACCACACAUGCUUUUCACGUCCCAGUAAUGGUACGUCCCUGGAUUGUAAAUUACUGUUUAUAUACAUAAAGUUCCAGCUCAUUGUUUGGUUGUUAUAAAUAAGCAAUAUUAGUAGAAGAAUAAACAGUAAUUUAAACUGUGCCAUAUUAAAUCGUGUGUUGUUGAGGAAGUGAUUCCCAAUGAUACAGUCUGUACAUAUGUUCUGUUAACUGUGUUAACUUGUUUAAAGCUUCAUCAGUCUCCAUCUAACAUGGAUGUGAUCGUGUUGUUCAAGUUUUGAAAAUUUAAUUUUGAAAAUUACAGUACAACUGUAGAGAAGUUCUGAAUCAUGGAGUUGUGAUCACAAAUGGCCAAUGUUUAUAUACCGACUGUAGAACAGGAAAUGUUCAUGUGUACUUUUUAGGAUUGGAACUUUCAAAUUUUGUCCCUUGUACAAACUUUUUUGGUUAGUCCAUGUAACUAUAUAAUAAAACAUACAACAAUAUUCAUUGUAUUUAUAUUCAUUGUAUCCAUAGCAACCAGGAAAACAAUGGAAGUUUAUACACAAUGUACAUUUCAUGUUUUACAGUGAGUACUAGAUUGGACAUUGAGGUCAAUUCAGACUUCAGACCAUGAGGUGAACUAGUUAGAAAUUAGUGUUCAUCUAUAGUGAAGAUUGUGUAUUAAUUAUUGAACCAUCCAAAUUCCAAGGUAUUUUGUCGAAAUGGAGAGUAAAAUAUGUUCAUGUUCAUUUUGAACCUUGUUGAAUUAAAUUUUACAGGUUUGACAUGUAAAGAUUAAUUCAUCAAUGAAAUAUUUUUGUAAGUAUUUGUAACUGAUGUUUAAAGUUUGGUUGAAGCUUGUAUGAAGUAAAACUAGUAUCAUCUGGGGUUCCUUUUUUUGACAAUUGAAAAAUACCAAUCAUACUGAUCUGGGAACUUGGUUCAGAACACCCUGGCUACUACUCCUGAUUGGAGUUGUCUCCCUUGGUAUGCUUGAGACUAGUAAAAUUUUAUAUUGUCAAAAAGAGAAACCAAAAGUAAAAAGAUGGACAGUUUUCAUGUGCUUAGCUUUGAUAGUAUAGUACAAUAGGCACGCAGCUUACACAGUCUCUGUCCGUAUUUCAUAUAUCUCAAGUGCUCCGUCUGUCUUUAAAGAUCGUGUACGAGUGAAAGUGAUGGAAUUCGAAAAAUUGUUAUAUACCUUAUCUAACAUGUGAUGUAGAUUUUGAUUUGAGACUUAUAUAUAUAUAUUGUAUAUUCAAUUUAUAUAUACAUGCAUGACUGCUGGACAAAUAUAUAUAUUGGAAUAUUUCACAUUUUUUUCAUACCUAACAAUUGAAAUGUCUUCAGUAAGAUACUUUAAAGAAUUUUCAUCAUUAUAUGAGACAGGGAAAAUUAACUCCAUGUCAAAAAAAAAUCAUUUGUCACAGAUUCAAUAAACAUUUAAUCAGUCUAAAUAAAUGGGCUGCACAAGACAUUUUUACUGUAUGAUGUAUCUAGACAUCAGAAUGUGUAUCGCUACCAAGACGGAGAUUUUUGGAAUCAGUAAAUCAUUUGAAAUUCAGAGGUUAUAUCGUCAAUUGUAAAUCUUGUUAUUCAAACUAAAAAAUUUGUUGGAAAUAAAUCAGUUGAUUUUCAGUAGUUUAACCCAGAAUGUAUUUAGAGAAAGUUGUUGAGGAUAACCAUCCUCGUCGUUUAUAACUGACAGUGUUUCUAGUGAUCAUGACAAGCUUGGGUUAUUUUGUUGUAUGCCAGUUGAUGGAGGAUGAAAGAGAAUGCUUUGUACUGUGUGUUUUAUACUUUGCAAUGUGUAAGCCUGUCAGCUCGAGGCUGAAAUUGUGUGGCAGGGAAAAAUUGUUCUAAACAUCGUAAUAUGGUUUUGGGAUAUUAAAAAAGGAAAA